Messenger RNA from Selaginella moellendorffii, 3311 nucleotides. RefSeq lists its product as uncharacterized. Gene Ontology annotation, cellular component: cytoplasm. NCBI's taxonomy places the organism in Eukaryota, Viridiplantae, Streptophyta, Lycopodiopsida, Selaginellales, Selaginellaceae. The record is from RefSeq and is a predicted model, not a curated record. The coding region runs from base 32 to 3139 and encodes 1035 amino acids. Gene Ontology annotation, molecular function: mRNA binding. The transcript is spliced from 5 exons.
UCCAUGGUGGUUUAGGGUUUAAGGCGCGGCUAUGAACGUUUCCAGAGCAAUGGCACCGGCGGGCCUUUGCUCGCGUCUCUCGCUCGUCUCCGCCAGCAGCCGCUCGUGGCAAUGUAGGGCAAUCACCACGCAAGGUAUGCUUCUUCGCAAAACUAGAGCGCCGCGAGCUGGAGCUCCGGCAUUUGGACGGAGCAGCAGCAGCACGGCAGGAAUGCCGGCAUUGUUUGGGGCGUCGCGAUUCCUCCCAACGGCGCUUGGGAUUCUUUCCACAAGAUGCUACACUCCUGGGAAAUCAGCAGCGGUCUCCACCGAGGAGGAGGAUGCCGAGGAUGGGUUGAUGUCGCUCAAGGAGCGCGUCAAAGGGAAGGACGGCGAGAUAGAAGCGCUCAACAAGUCGCUCAAAGGCGAGGAGGAGAAGACCAAGUCGCUCAAGCUGGAGAAUAUGAAGAUGGCGAGAGAGAUGGACAAGAUCAAUAGCUCCACAGGCCGGGGGGCGUCGGCUGGCCAGCGCGGCAAGCUCUCUGCAAAGGCCGCUGCUGCUGCUAUGGAGUCGGACGAUGAAAGCGAUUUCUCGGAGCUCGAUGACUCUGAGAUUGAGGACGCUCUUGGGGCUUCUACCGAGUCGGAGGUGGAGGAGGAUGUGGCGUCCGACUCGGAGCUCGAGAAGGAGUUUAAGAAGCUGGAGUCCGGGUCGGACUCGGACUUUGAUGUUAGAGCCGAGAAUGGGAAGGAGGUGUCCGACUUGAGCGACAGUGAGAUCGAAGACGUGUUGGCAUCGAAGCAGAGAGUUGUUGGUCACAGGCAAACGCUGGACUCGUCCAUUGGUGGGGAGGUGAUGGACGCCUGGAGGAAGUUCGUUGCGCUGCUCAAGCAGAAGAAUUACUUCAAGCUUAAUGCCGAGGAGCUUGUGAAGGGUGAGGCGGCUUAUGAAAGCUUCUCAAACAUCGCAGAGGCUUUCAAGCGUUUCAGCACCGAGAGGGACGACAUCCUCAAAAUGCUUCCAAUGGGCGACUUGAAAGUUUUGGCCAGUCAUCCUUGUCCGACUACACUUCGUAAGGCUGUCAACUCUGGAAAGAGGUUGCGAGGAUUUUGUAACGUCGAGGAAGCAGAAGUUUGCAAGUCUUGCUCUAAGAAAGACGACUGCAGUCGUGCGUACUUGCCUCCAGACUCGACGGCUUCAACCAGUGAUGCUCUACAGUAUCUUUUCCAGUUUGUGGUGUGUACGUCCGAGGGUUCGGAUUUCCCUGAAAAAACCAAGACUGCUGUGAAGAACAUCUUGAGGCAGCUUACCAGUCUAGGUGCCGUCUCUCGGGAUCCUACACUGCCUCGUGACCGUCAGGAAGUGAUUGCAAAACCGAAAACUAGCCGUCCACAAAACGAGAACUAUGAAAUGAAACCUGGAGACUGGAAAUGCGUCGAGUGUGAUUACAUCAAUUUUUGUAGGAAUAGGCAUUGCCGAGAGUGUCAUACACCACGUCCGCCACAAGAUCUCCGUCCCGGAGAUUGGGAAUGUCCAGAGUGCCGGUUCGUGAACUUUGCAAGAAAUGAAGAAUGCCACGACUGCAAAGCCGAGCGGCCUGACACAGUCAAGGUGUUCCACACAAUAAAAGGAACCAAAGAGAAGUGGGAGGGCAGUCCAGAAGAUUUUGCCCGGCAGCACACACACCUCGAGAGGAAAGCCAAACAAGCGCAAGGCAAGUACAGUGAUGGUCUCAGCGACUCCGAUGAUGACUUCAAAGUUGCGCCUAAGCGAACAACUUCCCUUCAAAACCGGAGAAUGGCGUCCGAGUCCGAGAGUGACUUAGAUGAGGACUCCGACGACAAGGACUUCGACGUAGGGUCCAGGAAAAAUUUAGGCAAGAAGCAGAGCAAAAAUGAUGCAUGGAACGACGACUCCGACGACGAUGACGACUUUACGUCCUCCAAACGUGGUGGUGGCCAGAUGAGAGGUAGAGGGCGAGGAGCAGGAUUUGCAUCCAGGGCGUCCUCACUUAGAGAAGACGACGGUGGGGGACGAGGCCGGAGUUUUACUAGCGGACGGGGAAGGGGUGGUCGUGCGAGUUUUGCCAAGGACAGCGAAGACGACCUUGAUGACAGUUUGGACGACAGUGACGACGAUGACAUGCCUCGCAGGGGUGCUCGUGGAGGACGUGGUGGUAGCUUCACCACCCGAGGUGGUCGAGGAGCAAGAGGCAGAGGUGGUGGCCGGUUUGACAGUGAAGACGACAGCAUGGACGAUCUCAGUGAUGACGACGACGACUUUGGAAGCUCCCGUGGUGGUCGUGGUCGAGGAGCCAGAGGAAGAGGCCGUGGUGGACUCCGUUCGCGACUUGACGACGACCUCGACGACGACAGCGACGACGUGAGCGAAGACGACCGUUUUUCGAGAGGAGGCCGUGGCGGCCGAGGAGGAGCUCGCGGAGCAUUAGGAAGAGGCAGCCGGUUUGGCCAUAAGAAGUUUGACGCCAGCGACGACGCUUCCGACUUGGACAGCGACGAUUUCCUGAGCGAGGAUGACGAGCCUCGUUUCGGUCGUGGUCGGGGCCGCGGACGAGGAGGAGGUGGCCGAGGCAGAUACGGCAAUGGCGACGACUUUAGCGACGAGAGUGAUGACGACGGUGGAGGUGGCGGCCGGUUUGGAGGCCGUGGUCGUGGCGGGGGCCGGUUUGGAAGCCGAGGUGGAGGAUACGGCGGCCGUGGUGGAGGAUAUGGCGACCGAGAUGACUUCCGGGGUGGACGAGGGGGCUACGGUGACCGGGAUGACUUCCGGGGCGGACGAGGUGGCUAUGGCGACCGCGACGGUGGCUUCCGAGGUGGAAGAGGUGGAUACGGUGACCGUGACGGCGGUGGCUUCCGCGGUGGACGUGGUGGCUUUGGAGACCGUGAUGACUUCCGAGGUGGGCGCGGCGGACGAGGCGGAUAUGGUGACCGAGAUGACUUCCGGAGUGGUGGUGGCUUUCGUGGAGGCCGAGGUGGCCGCGGCGGCUUUGGAGACCGAGAUGACUUCCGGGGUGGGGGUGGCUUCCGGGACCGAGAUGACUUUGGCGGCGGCCGUGGAGGAGGAGGAGGCUUCCGUGGUGGCGGCCGCGGUGGAUUCCGGGGGAGAGGAGGAUCCGGCUUUAGAGGCCAGGACUACUGAAGAGAAGAAGGCGAUGGCGUUGGUGCGUAAGUUUCUAUAGAGUUUUUCGUUUGACGAUCUCUACAUGAGAGAAGAGAAGUAUGAAUAUUUCUCUUAUAUUCCUUGUCAAAGCACGAAAAAACAACAGAACCUAGCAGGAUUCGAACAUGGGAAGGUUUCCUCCUAUAUUAAA